Messenger RNA from Tarenaya hassleriana, 718 nucleotides. RefSeq names its product histone H3.2. The record is from RefSeq and is a predicted model, not a curated record. The transcript has a single exon. Gene Ontology annotation, cellular component: nucleosome. Lineage: Eukaryota; Viridiplantae; Streptophyta; Magnoliopsida; Brassicales; Cleomaceae. Gene Ontology annotation, molecular function: structural constituent of chromatin; DNA binding; protein heterodimerization activity. The coding region runs from base 109 to 519 and encodes 136 amino acids.
GUCUCCACCCACCGCCACAGAAACCUAUCUCCCCCUCAAUUUCCUCCGUUUUCCCGAGAAACAAACCCUAAAAUUUCUAUCUUGUAGCCCUUCACGUACUCCUUCGCGAUGGCACGAACCAAACAGACCGCUCGUAAGUCGACAGGAGGAAAGGCUCCGAGGAAGCAGCUGGCGACCAAGGCGGCGAGGAAAUCGGCUCCAGCGACCGGAGGAGUGAAGAAGCCGCACAGAUUCAGACCGGGAACGGUGGCUCUGAGAGAGAUCAGGAAGUACCAGAAGAGCACAGAGCUUCUGAUUCGGAAGCUUCCAUUCCAGAGACUGGUGAGAGAGAUCGCGCAGGAUUUCAAGACGGAUCUCAGGUUCCAGAGCAGUGCCGUUGCAGCUCUUCAGGAAGCUGCGGAGGCAUAUCUGGUUGGAUUGUUCGAGGACACGAAUCUGUGUGCGAUUCACGCGAAGAGGGUGACAAUCAUGCCGAAGGAUAUUCAGCUGGCGAGAAGAAUUAGAGGCGAGAGAGCUUAGAUUCUAGGUUUGCAAUGAAAAUGUUUUAAAAAGUAGGUGGUAGAGUUGAUUUGGAUCUCUUAGUUUAUGUAGAUUUGUGGUGACCUGUGUUUUGAGUUCUUGAUUCAGUCAAUUCUGUGGUUUGGAAUCUCUUACACAAAUGUUUGCUUCGUGAUCGAAGCUUGUUCUCCGACAUAUCAUAGAAAUGCCAAUCAACGAA